Messenger RNA from Ostrea edulis (European flat oyster), 5445 nucleotides. RefSeq names its product calcium-dependent protein kinase C-like. Gene Ontology annotation, molecular function: diacylglycerol-dependent serine/threonine kinase activity; ATP binding; zinc ion binding. Gene Ontology annotation, biological process: protein phosphorylation. The transcript has 17 exons. Lineage: Eukaryota; Metazoa; Mollusca; Bivalvia; Ostreida; Ostreidae. The record is from RefSeq and is a predicted model, not a curated record. The coding region runs from base 218 to 2203 and encodes 661 amino acids.
CCAAUCAACCAAUGAAAUUGUAUGUAACAACGAAAUUGAAUUAUUUGUAAAAAAUACUGUACGCUCUAAACUGUCAUCAAUAACGAUACACCACUGUGUAUUACACUUCCUUUUUUGGAAACCCACUCAUGCAUAGAAGAAAUAACAUUUGUUCGAUGUCGUGCGCGGCCCCGCAUCAAGCAAUCUGACACUACUCGAAGUAGAAAGCUAAGUCAAAAUGGCUGAUAACGGGGAAGAGAGUGUAUCGAAAGGUGUACACAGACGUGGAGCCUUAAGGCAGAAAAAUGUGCAUGAAGUGAAAAAUCAUAAAUUUGUUCCUAGGUUUUUUAAGCAGCCUACAUUCUGUAGCCACUGCAAGGAUUUUAUUUGGGGCUUUGGGAAACAAGGGUUUCAAUGUCAAGUUUGCAGUUUUGUCGUACAUAAGAGAUGUCAUGAAUUUGUCUCCUUUUCCUGUCCAGGAGCUGACAAGGGACCUGACUCGGAUGCCACCAACUUGCACAAAUUUAAAACACACAGCUAUGGAAGUCCUACAUUCUGUGAUCAUUGUGGGUCUCUUCUGUAUGGACUUCUACACCAAGGACUCAAGUGUGAUGCAUGUGACAUGAAUGUACACAAACGAUGUGAGAAGAACGUUCCAAAGCUUUGUGGUGUAGAUCACACAGAGAGAAGAGGCCGAAUAAAGCUCAAAAUCACUACUGUCAUCAAUAAGCUCACUGUACAAAUUAUAGAAGGAAAGAAUCUAAUACCCAUGGAUCCAAAUGGACUAGCAGACCCCUACGUUAAAGUGAAACUAAUUCCAGAUGAUAAUAACAAAACAAAAAAGAAAACCAAGACCAUCAAAGCCACCUUAAAUCCUGUGUGGAAUGAAACCUUCACUUUUGACAUUUCCCCAGAUGACCAUUCCAAGCGACUGUCUAUAGAAAUUUGGGAUUGGGACAGAACAUCCAGAAAUGACUUCAUGGGAUCCCUGUCCUUUGGAAUUUCUGAGCUUCUGAAGGAAAACCAAGAUGACUGGUACAAACUUCUUAACCAGGAGGAGGGAGAGUUUUAUGGCAUCCCAGUGACUGAUGAUGCAAUAGCCACCAUUAUUGACCUUAGAAAAAGUCUACCGUUGCCUGCAGACGUUCAGGUAGCUCAGAAACCUCAACCCCAACAAAUUGAUGUGACACGGGGAACUGGCAGCAAACAAGACACUGUUCGAGCAACAGAUUUCAAUUUCCUGACGGUUUUGGGAAAAGGCAGUUUUGGAAAGGUAGUCCUAGCAGAGAUGAAAGGAACAGAGGAGUUGUAUGCCAUCAAGAUCUUGAAGAAAGACGUGAUUAUACAGGACGAUGAUGUGGAAUGCACUAUGAUUGAGAAACGCGUCCUGGCCCUACCCAGCAAACCACCAUUCCUUGUCCAAUUACAUUCAUGCUUUCAAACCAUGGACCGCCUGUACUUUGUGAUGGAGUACGUCAAUGGUGGCGAUCUCAUGUACAGAAUUCAGCAGGAAGGGAAAUUCAAAGAGCCUGUCGCUGCGUUUUAUGCAGCAGAAAUAGCGAUAGGAUUGUUUUAUCUACAUUCUCAAGGAACUAUAUACAGAGAUCUUAAGCUAGACAACGUAAUGCUUGACUGUGAUGGCCACAUUAAGAUAGCAGAUUUUGGGAUGUGUAAGGAAGGCAUUUUCACAGACAAGACAACCAGGACCUUCUGCGGUACCCCAGACUACAUCGCCCCAGAGAUUGUAUUGUAUCAGCCAUAUGGGAAAUCAGUGGAUUGGUGGGCUUAUGGAGUGCUCUUAUAUGAAAUGCUGGCAGGACAGCCUCCAUUUGACGGAGAAGAUGAGGAGGAGCUCUUUGCUUCCAUAACAGAUCACAAUGUCUCAUAUCCAAAAUCCAUGUCUAAAGAGGCAGUGUCCAUGUGUAAAGCACUCUUAACAAAAAAUCCCACCAAGAGAUUAGGAUGUGGGCCAAAUGCAGAGAGAGAUAUCAAAGAGCAUGCCUUCUUCAAGAGAAUUGUGUGGGACAAGAUCGAGCAACGUGAAGUUCAGCCCCCCUAUAAACCAAAGAUUAAAAGCCGCAAAGAUGUCAGCAAUUUUGACAGAGAGUUUACCAGCGAGGCCCCGAAACUUACACCAACAGACAAACUAUUCAUCAUGAACCUAGACCAGACUGAAUUUGCAGGAUUCUCUUUUGUCAACCCAGAGUUCAUUGUUUCUGUUUAAAAAUUUGUCUGCAUUAAAUGGCCACAUGUCUAUGAAUCACCAAGUCAGUAAAAUCUCUCUGUCCGAAAAGUGUUGCUCUGACAAUUUUAAAAUAGAAUGGAAAUAGAACUCAACACUUACUAUUACUUGCACAUCAGUAAUCCCUAGAAUAGCUGAAGUUUAAAGAUAGUUAGUGAAUUUUGUCAAAGGCACCAUUAUGCCAUUAAGCUGGUCAAUAUGAUGAAAAAUUUGACCUAUAUUUUCAUUGCACUCGAAGGCUAAUAUUUGAGAAGCUCUUUUCUGUUACAUAAUACUAAUACAAGAGAAAUGUCUGAAAGGCACAGUAAACCCUGUAUAUUGUGACACCAUGGUAAUUUGUACAGAAAAACAAAGUGAUGCCUUGUCUGUAAAAUUAAGUGAAUAUAUAUUAUAUUUAUACACACAGUCAAACCUUGUUAUCUGGAACUCAAUGGAACCAAGAAAAAACUUCGAAAUAUCCGAGGAUUUGAGAUAUCGGGAGUAAAAUACUUAAUGGAACAUCAGGAGUAAAAUACUUAUGGAACAAGUGGUUGGGACUUCUCAAUCACUUCGACAUAUCCAUGGUAUUCAAGAUACCGAAGUUUAACUGUGUAUAUAGUAUUUACAAAGUUUAAAGAACACACUUAAAAGAUCCAUUGUAUCUAAAAUUGGUAAUGAUCCAUUGCAUCUAAAAUUGGUAAUGAUAUGUAGGUGAUUCAGGCCUGUUGACAGUUGUGGUUAAUAUUAGUAAGAACGAUUUUUAUCAUUACAUUUUUUGGUUGAUAUGUAGAUAUACUGUAGAGACCAUUUCAACUAUAGCUCUUGUUCUUUGCAUCAAUUCAUCACUUUUUAAAGAAUUUUUUUUGGGUUUUGUUUUUUUUUUGGUCACUUGAUUUAGGGACCUAUUCUGAUUAGUGCCUGUCGGUCAUACUGUAUAACAGGUAUUUUCUUUGGGUGGAAAUUUCCGCGAUCUGGUCACUAAAAGGUAGCAAAUUAUAUUCUGCAUUUCCAAUUUCUGCGAUUGCAUUUUGCCUAUAUGUAUCGAUAUAUAUUUUUUGCAAUGGUAAAUUUUAAUGGACAAUCGUAGAAAAUACCCAUUAUACGGUCAUUCAUUGCUUGUUGUCCAUUAGAAUUUGAAUGUAAUGGUUUCAACUUAUUCUCAGAAACUGCAUGGCCAAUCAAUUUAAGAAAGUGUUGAGUAGCAUCUUUGAUUUGAGAGUAGGAAAAGUUGUGAAUAUCGUUGGGGGGGGGGGGGGGGGGGGGGGGGGGGGGGGGGGGGGGGGGGGGCUCCAUCUAAACCUACAAUUGUGCUUUAAUGACUAGUUAAGAACAGCAUUUAGAAAUUAGAGAUGUUUUCUCUUUAUGAUAAGUGGAAUGUAAAGUUACACUCACUUCAUUUUGUGCUGUAGAGACUUUGGGACUCAGAAUAAAUAACAUCAAGGUCUCCUCCAUCUUCAGUUGAACAAGUAUAUCAACACAACUUGCACAAUGUUCUGUUAUUAGCUGUCUUGUUGCAAGAAUCCUGAGUAGAUGGUGUGUCAUGAUGCUCAGUCUAAGUAAUAAAGCAUACUUCAAACAUGUAAUGACUGGGAUUGUAAAAGUUGGGUAUAAGCAAUGAUUUUGCAAUGUGUGUAUUGCAGAUUUACUAAGCAGCAUCAAAGUCUAUUUAGAAAGCAUAUAUACUAAGUCGGUUAUUUCAAUAUACCUAGGUUUGGGAAUGCCCUGUGGUGGAUAUUAUAGUCUUGUUAGGAGAACUCUAGUUUUUACUGCAGUCCAUUUUAUUUUUGCUUGUUUUUUUCAUUGUGGGACAAACUGAAAUGAACAGUGAAGGGACUUUAUCUUGACAUUUAUGCAGUGACUGAGGAGGGAAAAACCCAGUGAAUUAAAAAAAACAGUGAAAUUGGUUGUUUUUUUUGAAAAUGCGAAAAUAUCCAUGUUGCGUAUAGUGGUUUGAAUUGCAUCAAAAUGAUAUAAUUGAUGAAAUAGAAUAGUAAAGAGACUGCAAAUAAGGAUAUCUUCCACAUUAUAUUGUUGUUCAAAAAACGUUCUAUUGAAAUAGUUAUUGGGAGAUCUGCACCAGUAAGUGAUGAAAAGUACGCCAAGCAAUUUUGCAGUGAAAAACAGUGCUCAUAUUUAAAUUAUCAUGUUAGUACAUGUAUUAUUUUGUUCAAUUUUUAACAAGGUGAUGUACAAUUUAAAUGUCUCAAAUUCAGUGCUUUCAUGUAAUUUACAUCAAAUAAAUACUGUUAUUAAGGUGGAUCACUGCAACAAAAUUUUAUUUAAUGGCUCAUCAAAGCAUCUCACAUCGAGUAUAUGAUUACAUCAUUGAAAGAGUGAUACAAGCUCUCAAUUUUUUAAUAAAUAUUUUGGUUUUUUUCUCUCUCUUGGAGUAAUAGAAAGGUGUUUGCAAAUAAGAUAUUUUGAAGUCCAAAUUUUGCUGUGAUUUGAUGCAUGAUAUGAAUAUCUAAUAAAACAUGCUUAGAUGACUUGGAUAGACAUUGUUAUUUUUUAGUAAAAAAGAAUUUAUCAAAAUUAGAAAUGUUAUUUGUUAAUAUUUUUAAAUCCCAAAACAUGUCAAUUAGAAAAACUAUAUAUAGAAAAUAUACUUUUUAAAGAAAUUGUAAUGAAAUGCUCAAAAUUUGUAUAUAAUGCAAAUUCAAUUCUGAUUAACCAAGCCUGAUCAGUAAUGGGUAACAUUUUAAUGAGAUAACUACAUUCUCUAUAGUUGCAAAAUGGCUUACAGAUUAAAAUAGCAAUAUUUCUGCAUUUUUUUGGGGUCCUUUUAUAAAUCUCAAUAUUUAUCAAAAAUAUGUUUGUCAAAUAUAUUUGUCUCCAUUUUCAUGGUGUUUUGUUUUAAGGUUAUAGCUGUAUAAUUAAAAAAUAUUGACAAGUAACACAAAAACCGCUAUAUUUUCAUAGAUAUUUUUUUAUUUUAAAAUUAGAACGUCUACAUGAAUGAAAAUUUCUUAUUGGCAAACAAAACUCUUUCUGAAAUAAGAAACACAAAAACUUCAUAUAAAAUAAUUGAGGGCUUGUAUCACUCUCUUACUGUUGAGAUUAUACUUCAUAUGAGAUCCUUUAACAAGUCAUUAGUAAAAUUUUGGUGUAGAAAUGCACCUUUAGUUCAGUAUGUAACACACGUACGUUUCUGUGUGCAUUUUUGCAGUAAUGUAUGUUAUUCAGUAGUGUAGAACUUUUAACAUUUGUUAAUGUUACUUGAUUAAACACUGUAACCAUGAAUAAUU